Messenger RNA from Stegodyphus dumicola, 2140 nucleotides. RefSeq names its product C-Maf-inducing protein-like. The record is from RefSeq and is a predicted model, not a curated record. Lineage: Eukaryota; Metazoa; Arthropoda; Arachnida; Araneae; Eresidae.
CUUGCUCAGCUGAUCGUAGAAUUCUCUAUCUUCAUAAUUUCUCAUUCUGAGAUGUCUACUAGCUAAGGACUAAUCGUAAUCUAUUCACUUUGCUCUUAGAGUAGUUCCUGCUUACUCGCGUUUAAAUAUCUGUGAGCGUGGAUGAGUGUACUUGCCCGGAAAUAAGCCACGAGUUAUCCGUCGCCUAGAGCUGUCAAAUGCGAAUGCUGUGGAGUUUCUAGAUGCCUGAGGUACUUCCGGGCUUUGAUUCGAUGCGCUGUGAUUCAUGUGUUUCUGCAUAUGUGAUAACCUUGUAUACCUUGAAUACCUCGAAAACCUAUAUGCAGUUAUUUGCGAAGAUAUGCUGAUGUUGUCGCCAGGUCUAAUUCAGACAUCAGUGUUCACACAGGUAUAAAAAUACAUGAAAAUGAUGCUAUGUUAACAUUGAAAGAGCUCGAAAUAUGUUACUCAGUUUAUUCUAUGUUGUGACACAUCAAGAAGUCACUUAGAUAUUUGCGUUUCGGUUAAUAAUUGUUAAAUUAUCGUUUUGUUUUUUAUAUUGCAUUAGCGAAAAUGUUUCUUCCAUAUCUGCAACUUGUGAUAUAGGAAUAUAUAAUUGAAUGGAAGCCCUUUUACCCUCUGAGGACUUUUCAAAAUUUAAGAUGAGAUUUCUGGAGGUCAAGGCUUUCAUUUCUAUUUGAUAUCUGUUUUGAAACACUUAAUGAAAUUAAGUGUAAUAAUUUUAGUACAGUAUUUUGAAUCAUAAAUAUGGAAAUUAUGAGAAGUUUAUCGGACAUGUUAUUAUAUUUUUAUGAUUAUUGUAACGCAUGAUAGGGUUAGAGUCUUUUUAUAACAGCUUCUUUACGGUUCAUUCUCUGCGAUGCUGUCUGAAAAAUAGUGGAUUGUUUACCAUGUUAUGUGUAGAAAUCUUUCUAUUGGAGGUGUUAUUUUUACCAUAACAUGGAGGUUUCGACAGACAAUUAUGAUUCUAUAGAACACUGUGAUGAAAAUUUAACGGGAAAUAGGUAAUAUCAAAUUUUUAACACUCCACAUGCAUAAACGAUUAAAUGUUCUUCUUCCGUGUGCUAGACUAAUUCCUUUCAAUGCACUGAAACUGUGUAUGCUGUAUAGAUUUAACAUAUUAUAAAAGUACAAAUAUCUGAUGGAUCAUUUGACUGAAGGCAGAAACAUUUCAGGGGCCAGGAGCCCCGUAGCGUUGCAUGUUUCUAUGGUGACAAGUAGUCCAGAAGACAGUAUUCCAUCUACCCCCCUUGUACCAUCUCCAAGCCUUCGGAACUCGAACACGAGUUUGAGUUCAGGUUUGGAAGAUCCAAGGAAUUUUUUGGACGUUUCUACUAAAAGAAAUUUAUCUAUGGACUCGUCAUCUUCUUCAGGUAGUGAUCCAACCACUAGCUCAGGUGUGAGGUCGAACUGCUGCUCACCGUCUAAGUCACCUGUGCCGAGCAGUCCUCAAGGUCCUAGGUUUAAGCUGGUGCAUGAAGGACUAGUUCACGUGUGUCGCUUGAACCAUACGAGGACAAUGAUCAGUAAAUUGCUCAGUUCUCGAUUCUUGAGACGGUGGGAAGGACAUCAUGUGAUACUGGAUGAAUCUUAUAUCACCUCAAGAAACCCGGGCGGAUUUAUGGAAGAUCCCAUUCCGUACAGGAUAAUCCAGGAUAUAUAUCCUGUAGCGAGAUGGGACUCAUGUGGCCGAUUCUGCAUUAGAAUAGUCAUCCCUGAUGGAUCAUUGCUGUUGCAGGUAUCAAACUGCUAUAUGCGAGAUCAAUGGUUACAUUCCUUACUUUGGAAGAAAAGUGCAUUUAGGUACCGAAAAGUUUUAGCUGCCUGCAAUAGACCCGAAAUUUUGCUCAAGGAACUGAAGAAUCUGGUAGAAAUGGUUCUAACGACGCCUUUGCAAGACGAUGGGGUAUUUCAGUCAGCUUUAGAUAUCAUUUCUGACGUUUUAGUUAAGGGUCAGACGUGGAUGGCCCGCAACAUAGCCGAAGAAGUGAUCACAACUGUUUCGUUACUUUUAGAAAGAACUACUCCGACAUCAGAAAUAUGUGAUUUCUUUUGCUGGCAUUGUCGUGAAAACCCGAGGUCAACAGUUGUCCUUGAUAUCUGCACGCCUAUUGUCCAAAGGAUACUCAAGCACAACAUG